Molecule: messenger RNA, 1708 nt
Organism: Perca fluviatilis (European perch)
Lineage: Eukaryota; Metazoa; Chordata; Actinopteri; Perciformes; Percidae
Exons: 4
Coding region: 314-655 (113 amino acids)
Source: RefSeq, a predicted model, not a curated record
GUUACAGUACACAACAGAAGCACACAUUUCACCUGCGUGAUCAACUGGAUAGAGACUUGUAGCCACAACACAAAUAGCUGAACGCGUUUUUGGAGGAAGAACCAUGACGCGCAAUUACGCACGGGACUAAAGGAAUUUGACGUCCAGCGCCUGUCUUUUUGAAUCUCCGCCAGAGGAUUCGCUGUCCAUAGUUUUGAAUUCUCUCCAUUUACAGAGACGAUAUCUAUGCACGACGUCAUUAGUUCAGCUACAGCCUCUCCUCAACUCUUAACUCUGAAGUUAACCAUCCAGUCCUCUAUGUGCACUGGACAGGAUGGGAUGCUCCACCAGUUCCCAAACUUCAGCGGUAGAUACGACUCGACCCAGUGCUAAGCCCGAGGAGAGCAACGGAUCCAGCACAACAGGGGCAGCCAAUGAGAAUGGCAAAGUAGCUGAGGACAGCGAAACUAUUCCCGACCAGACACCCGCUGGGGGCGGCGAUGCUAAGCCUGCAGAUGAAUCUGCUGCAGCUGCGCCUGCAGAGGCAGCAGCAGACAGCACCGCAGAGGCGGCGGGGAGCUGCGCAGAGCCUGCAGCUCCUGAACAAGAAAUAGCAGAGGUCACAGUGACCGAUUCAGAGCCCAAAACAGAGGAGGAACCAGCGCCCAGCGAGUGAAGUGCAACUUGAACAACUGCACAGAUGAGUUUGCUGGAAGUGUCUUACCUUGUUUGUAUGCAUGAGUGAAAGCAUGUGUAGGUGUGCGUUUGCAUGUGAAAGACAUCGCCUCGUUGCCAAGAUGCAGACCCUGCUUUGAUAAAUCACUUUCAGCCAGGGUUCCUCAGUCAUCACUGUGCCUUCUUCCCCUUAUGAUGAUGUAUGGCUGCAGUUUCUCCUUGCAAACUGUAUAUAGACAGAGUUCUACAGCACUUAGUGUUUAUUUUCAGAUGAUGUCAUCAUGUCAGGAUAACUUAAAUUCUAUUUAUUAUCUGUAUAGAAAUUUAUAAUAGCAGAUUUUCAAUUUAACUUGAACCUAAGAAUCCAUUCUUUACUUUUCUACAAAAAUUAUAAGGAAAGGAAACAAAAGCCAAAAUAUAUUUGAUUUAUGAACUUAUUUUAUUUUUGGGUAGCUAGCUUUGAUUUUACAACCAUGUUUGUAAUAAAUAUGAAGAGCUGAGAACCGUACACAUCAAUAUAGGAGCAUCAAUAAGAUAAGCGUACAUUUGAAACUUUGUUUUGUUUCUGAGGUGUCAGGAUUUCUCUCUGGAAAGAUGGCCUAAAAUCUGUAAUAAGCUAUGAACUGUCAAAAAAUUAAAAGACCACAUUAAAAACGACACAUGCACUUUCUUUGUCGGAUGUGACGUUUUAGGGCGAAAUAACCAUUUUAGAAUCAGAGAUGGUGCUACAUGUGUUUUUAUUAGUGAGAGCUGAGCUUUUAAAAUAUGUUAAAGUAUUUCUCUGGAACCGAACAGAAGAUGAAACACCAAACUAUAAGCAGCACCAAGACGAAGCUGAAUCUGGCCACUGUGACCAGGGAUGAGUUGUGCAGAUACAAUCCCACUUUAUCAUUACAUUUUGUUCUAUGAUGGUUAAUUAAGUGCUGCUCUAUUGUUCAGGGUUUUAAUCUAAAGUGGUAGAAUACUGAAAGUAAUUCAGAAGUGUAGUCAACCAGCUACAGUGGCCAGAGGAGAAACCAAUGUAUGCUAAAACCUUAAAAUAUGGAAAAAGAAA